Bipolaris zeicola 26-R-13 is the source of this 1581-nucleotide messenger RNA. RefSeq lists its product as uncharacterized. Gene Ontology annotation, biological process: transmembrane transport. Bases 1 to 1581 code for a protein of 526 amino acids. NCBI's taxonomy places the organism in Eukaryota, Fungi, Ascomycota, Dothideomycetes, Pleosporales, Pleosporaceae. The transcript is spliced from 7 exons. The record is from RefSeq and is a predicted model, not a curated record. Gene Ontology annotation, molecular function: transmembrane transporter activity.
AUGGGUUUCGGUGUUCUUGAUGACCCUCAUAUGGCGGCUCCCCCUGGGACGUCGACCAUCAAUGACUCUGGCUCAUCUGUCGAUUCGAAAGUCGACUCGAGCUACUUGAAGCGCGAUGGGGACAUUAUCUUACAACCACAGCCAUCAGACAGUCCAAACGAUCCAUUGAACUGGUCGCCAAUAAGAAAGGAGUGCAUCAUGGUUCUUCUUGCUUUCAGCUCCGGCGUGACAACAGCCCUCGGACCAAUGGUGACACCCGGUCUCCCUCUUCUCGCAAAGAAGUACAACGUCAGUAUUGACAUGGUUUCGAGUCUCAUCAUCGGAUUUCUCGCUUUCUGGAUCGGCUUCACCACGUUCUUUACCGCUGCUGGAGCAAACAUCUGGGGCAAGCGUCCAUUCUUCGUUAUUUCGACAGUGGUUCUCCUCGCUACUAACGUUUGGGGAUUCUUUGCCAAGUCAUUUGUUUCCCUCGCCGUUAUGCGUGUCAUACAGGGUAUUGCGUCGGCUCCUCUCGAGACGCUUGUCACGUCAACGGUAUCAGACAUGUACUUUGUCCAUCAGCGAGGCACACGUAUUGCAGUAUGGGGUUGCAUGUUGUCUGCUGGAGUGCUGCUUGGUCAAGUCAUCGCCGGCGCAAUUAUUGAAAACGUCUCCUUCGAAGCCACCUUUGGUAUCUCAGCGCUCAUCUUCAUACCCAUUCUCCUCGGCAUAUACUUUUUGAUUGUAGAAACUACAUACUACGGUCCACGCCCCACGCCUGGGAAGCCCGGGUUUGGUGGAAAAGACGACGAUUCCAUUGCUGAAUCCAUGGCUGAACGCGAUGAGCCCAAGCAUGCAUAUAAAAGCCAACUCGCGAUCUUUCGCGGUCGCAUGUCGCCUGAAUCUUUCUGGAAGAACGCAUGGAAGCCUGUGCCCCUGAUCGCUUACCCUGCUGUGUUGUUCAGCACCAUCGUGUACGGAUCAUACUUUACCUGGCUCCUGACCAUCUCCGUCCUCUCCGUCGGCGUCUUCUCCGCACCCCCUUACUUGCUGAACCCCGCCCAAGUCGGCCUAACCAAUCUUCCUCUCCUCGCUGUUUCUCUCAUCGGCUCGCCGCUCUCCGGCUGGACUGCCGAUGCAAUUGCAAAGUUCAUGGCACGCCGCAACAAAGGCGUCUUCGAGCCCGAGUUCCGCCUUACGCUCAUGAUCCCCGCCACCAUCUUUGCAACAGUCGGUUUCCUGGGCUUUGGAAUUAGUGUGUCGCGAGGCUUGCCGAUGGUGUGGCCCCUUGUCUUCAUGUCGAUUCACUCGUUGUCUGUGCCGUUUGCUUCGACGGCAAGUCUGACUUACGUCAUUGAUUGCCACCCCCGCGAUGCUAACCAGGCGUUUGUCACUAUUAACUUUACAAAGGCUGUGUUCACGUUCAUCGCGACGACGUAUGCAAAUGGUAUCAUGGCCAAGGUGGGGCCGAGGGCGGUGUUUGAUGGUAUUACGCUUAUCAAUUUGGGUAUUUGCAUGCUUACGAUUCCGGCGUAUGUGUAUGGAAAGAGGUUUAGGAGUUUGAUUGCUAGAAGUUCUUUUGGAAAGAAAAUCUCCGGUUAG